AUGGCCUUUUGGGUGCUUAAUGCUGCCGCCGGUGGUCCGCCCGACGACAGCCAGCAGCCAUGGCACCCUGGUCAGCAAGACAGUAAUUAUCCCUACGACGACUACAGAAGCCCGCCGUUCCAGCCACCAUUUGACCAAGAUCAUAUAUACCACCGGCAUGACGCAAACGGGUACAACUUUGAAGCUCGUCGCUUUGAUCACGCCGAGAGCUACAGUGGAAAACAAGCUGCACCCUCCAUGCAGAUCAAGAACCUCGCUUUCUUGGUCAUUCGUGAGCAGCACCCCGAUAGCCCACCUCCAGAGGCAUGCGCGCGUUCUGCAGCACCCGGCAGCACCCACGACAACAGCUUCACCCAAACCCCUGGUCCACGGCGUCCUGCACCUGUGGAGCGCACCGAGUCAGGGCUUGCCAUCUCGGAUACAGUUGCUCACGAGGAUGGGGACGAGGACGAGGAGCAAGGAGGGCCUUUCCUUGACGACCUAGCCGCCGCCCAGCUCGUGCGUGACCACGUCGCCAGUUUCCAGAGGCGCUGCCCCGACUCACAAUCUGGACGCAUCCUUCGUUCACUGAUAAAUCCCAAGAACGACCGCAGGCAGCCCUCGUCGCGGAGUCGGAGUCAGCAGCGAAGGCAGUCAGACAUACCGCAUCGCCGCGAUGACAGCCCACGUGCCACGACGUCGACAUCUUCCGGUUCUCCCCUCGACAACGAUGCCUUGGGUAGCGUCUUCUCCGCCGCUAACGAGCUCUUCUUCGCCAACCGCCUUGCGCGCCGUGUCGCCUGGGAUUGGAGCCACCCAGGCAGCGCGCAGUACCAGAGCGCCGUCGUCGGUACCACGGCGCUGCGUCGCUGCGCUCACCUCGGCGGCUGGGAGACGCUGAUUGUGCUCUCAUCACCAGUGCUGCGGGAUACGCGGUAUAACCGCCGGCUGCUUCUGUCGACCUUCUUACACGAGAUGAUUCACAGCUUUCUCUUUGUGACGUGUGGUCGGAAAGCAGGCCGGCAGGGUGGACACACGGAAGGCUUUCUGCAAAUUGCCAAAGUGAUUGAUGCGUGGGUGGGCAAGGAGUACCUGCGGCUGAGCGACAUGCAGGCCGAUCUACAAUACUUUGAGGAUGGGACCGCCGUGCCCGCGACGCCGUGCAUGGGAUACAGGCAGAUGGUGCACGACCACGGCGGUGCAUGUGGACAGGAGCCAUCACUGAGAGCUGCUGCUGCUGUUCCGGCGUGGCAGCUAGACAAGGAAAGAAAUGUAUGGCCAUAUCCCAGCGGCGAUGGUGGUGCCACAGGACACGGCAUGUAUCUGAAUGAGCCGGUGUUGCCGCCACCGCAUCAAUUUCGACAUCCGGACGACGGUGCCUGGCAGUGGUACGAGAGGGAGGGCUUCGAGGCCCGCGACGGACCGGUUCUUGGGACUCGUUAUUAG
This is a messenger RNA of Akanthomyces muscarius, 1425 nucleotides long. RefSeq lists its product as uncharacterized. The transcript has a single exon. Lineage: Eukaryota; Fungi; Ascomycota; Sordariomycetes; Hypocreales; Cordycipitaceae. The record is from RefSeq and is a predicted model, not a curated record. The coding region runs from base 1 to 1425 and encodes 474 amino acids.